AUGCCUCGCAGUGUCACCGUCGCUGCCGUUCAGUUCGCCUGCACGGAUGAUGAGGCUCAGAACCUACAGACCGCAGAGAGGCUGAUCCGUGAAGCCCAUGCGCGCGGAGCCAAUGUCAUCCUGCUGCAGGAGCUAUUUUCUGGGUUCUACUUCUGCCAGGCGCAGUGCGCAUCCAACUUCAAGCGAGCCCGACCCCGCAACAACCAUCCUGUCAUUGCCAGGAUGCAGCAGCUUGCAAAAGAGCUGCAGGUGGUGCUGCCUGUGAGCUUCUUCGAACGCAGUGGAGGGGAGCUGGAGAACAGUGCCAGUGGUGGUGGUGGCGGUGGCGGUGGCGGUGGCGGUGGCGGUGGCGGUGUGGCGCAUUUUAAUUCGCUAGUGGUGAUUGAUGCUGAUGGCAAGGACCUUGGGGUGUACCGCAAGUCACACAUUCCUGAUGGACCUGGGUACCAGGAGAAGUUCUACUUCUCACCAGGGGACUCGGGUUUUAAAGUGUUCAAGACACGCUACGCAGCUAUUGGUUGUGGCAUCUGCUGGGACCAGUGGUUUCCUGAAGCAGCGCGGGUGAUGGCGCUCAAGGGAGCGGAGCUGCUGCUCUACCCCACAGCCAUAGGCUCGGAGCCUCAAGACGCGUCCAUCGACUCGCAGCCGCACUGGACCACCGUCAUGCGCGGCCACGCUGCUGCCAACCUGGUGCCUGUUAUCGCAUCCAACCGCAUUGGUACGGAGACCAUCUCAACAGAGCGCGGCCCCAGCACCAUCACCUUCUAUGGCUCCUCAUUCAUCGCAGGGCCAACUGGGGAGAUAUUGCAGCAGGCAGGGCGAGAGGAGGAGGCGGUUUUAGUGCACUCGUUUGACCUGGAUGCAUUGUGGCAGCAGCGCAUUGGGUGGGGCAUAUUUCGGGAUCGACGGCCUGACCUCUAUUCACCGUUGCUCUCUCUGGAUGGAUCAUCGUAA
This is a messenger RNA of Closterium sp. Yama58-4, 954 nucleotides long. NCBI's taxonomy places the organism in Eukaryota, Viridiplantae, Streptophyta, Zygnematophyceae, Desmidiales, Closteriaceae. The record is from the annotation of a GenBank genome assembly.